Molecule: messenger RNA, 660 nt
Organism: Fusarium pseudograminearum CS3096
Lineage: Eukaryota; Fungi; Ascomycota; Sordariomycetes; Hypocreales; Nectriaceae
Exons: 1
Coding region: 1-660 (219 amino acids)
Source: RefSeq, a predicted model, not a curated record
AUGGCCACGCCAACAAAGGUUGUGCACGAGAUGUGGGAGAGUUUGAACGAGGAGGUGGAAGCUCGCGACGUACAACCAAGUCCGGAGAUUCGUAAGCAGAUGACACACGUCAAGAACUUUUUCCUCACCAAGCUCAUCGACUGGCCUGAUCAUGAUUUGAGGACCAAACACGUUUUUUCCCAGGGUAGCUGCAUCUACGUACGUGCUCCAGACAACGGGCGCAUACCCAUCGCGGAAGCCAAGAAGGAUUACUUUGUAACCAGAGAUGCCCAUCGAAACUCUACACCUGACGCAGACCAUGCUGUGCAAUGGGUCAUAUUCAUCUUCGAGAGCCCUUUAUCACUGCUCAAGUUUGCCAAAAGCAUGAAUGCCAGGUUGUUUAGUCCCACGACAACACUUACUCUCCAGCUGCACCUCUUCCAUUUGAACCGUUUACCCAGAGUCGCUUGCUCGUUGGGUGCCGUUCGCGAAGCACUUCGAGAUCAGUUGGAGGAAUGGAAAGUGGCUUUGACAGCACUUCGGCCUAAGUUGAAUUUGAAGCUCCGACUAGUCUUGGCCCAAGAAAAUGAUACUAUCUUUGACCUUGAAGACGAGACAGAAGAAUUCCGGAAAGCCCGAAUGGGAUAUCUGAAGGAGCUGAAGGUGUUGUGGUUGGAUUGA